GCAGGUUAAAAGAGAUUCAAUUCUGUUCUCAGAGGAAAGUCAGAGUCACGAAGGAUUUUACUCAGCGGUCCGGGCAGCCUGUAGAGUGCUACAGACUACACUCACUCUUCGGAUAUAAUUCAAUACUAAGGACCAUUACAGGUACCUCUCCAUCUGACGUUUAUUCCAGAUUAUAUGUGUGUAUAGCACCAUGGUCACACACAGCAAGUUUGACACAGCAAUGAGCAGCUGCGCCAUCACUCCUCACUGCUACAGGACAUUCAGCUCCAAGCUGCAGUACCAGCUGGUGCAGCAGGCAUGGUGUCGACUCCAGCAGAGUGGCUUCUACUGGGCCUCGAUUAGCGGAAAGGAGGCAGGUGCUAUGUUGGCACAAGAGCCAAGUGGUACUUUCCUGAUCCGUGACAGCGCAGACCGGCGGCACUUCUUCACGCUGAGCGUCAAGACAUCAUCGGGCACCAAGAAUGUCCGUGUGCAGUGUGACAACCGCUCUUUUUUCCUGCAGACAGAUCCAGAGGGUGAGCGGACAGCACCGCGGUUUGACUGUGUGCUCAAGCUUGUACACCACUAUAUGAACUCACCGAAACAGCCCAAGGACAACUCGCGAAGUGCAUGCUACAUCUUCACAGGAGGGGAGAAGGUUCCUCUGGAACUGUGCAGACCCUACUCCUGCAACAUGUCCUCAUUGCAGCACCUGUGCAGAAAGACGGUCAAUGGCCACAUGGAUAUCUUGGCCAAGAGGGAUGAGCUGCCUCAGCCUCUAAAGGACUUUCUGCAGGAGUAUGAUGCUCCAAUUUAAAUGACAAGUACAAGUGACGUGAUGUAGUCGCACUGAUUAUCAAGGAUUUGAGUAGAGCAGCUAUGAGAAUGGAAAUGAGGGAAUGGAAUGACCAGUGUGGUGUGGGCUUACUGCCAUCAAGCACAUGGGAGAAGGUCAAGAAGAUCGAGAAUGACUGAAGUGAUGAACGUAAACAAGCUAGGCGUAGAUAGACUAGGUCAACAGGAGACUGAACUCCGAAAGGUGAAACUCUGCAAACUCAUCUAACUUCUGGGAGCAGAGAUUUGGUGUGUAACUAGUUGGUUUGAGUUUUGGAUUAGUCAACACAAACCAAGAGUGCUGCUAUUUGUCAUGUUGGGAGAGACAGACCACCUGAACUCCCUCGGACACUCUUAUUUGCACAAUAAAUUAACAUCAAGACAGUGGUCCACUGUUUAAUACUUUCAGCAACUGCAAGCCAGGAGAGAAGUUUGAGAAAUCA
Molecule: messenger RNA, 1256 nt
Organism: Ictalurus punctatus (channel catfish)
Lineage: Eukaryota; Metazoa; Chordata; Actinopteri; Siluriformes; Ictaluridae
Gene: socs3a
Product: suppressor of cytokine signaling 3a
Biological process (GO): intracellular signal transduction; phosphatidylinositol phosphate biosynthetic process
Cellular component (GO): phosphatidylinositol 3-kinase complex
Molecular function (GO): 1-phosphatidylinositol-3-kinase regulator activity
Source: RefSeq, marked provisional